CGGAAGUAACAGUACAGUCAGGAAGAGUUGCCUAACCCUAAAUGUAAGCAAAUAAAGCCAGUACUAGGACACCAGCUUGGCACAUACAUUUCGUCUACAUUUACAAGUAACAUUGUCGACUAUGUCUGCAAGAAAUCCGGGAAUGGACCUCGACCUUGAGUGGGUCUCCAAGGUGCGUGUGAAUACCCAGGCUGUUCUGAAGAGAGCCCAGCAGAUCCAAGGACAUAAGCUGUCCAAAAAACAAUGGCAGGCUGCGUGGUUGCUAAGGGCAGUGACGUGCAUUGAUCUAACGACCCUCGCCGGCGAUGACACGCCGUCCAACGUCCACCGACUGUGCUUGAAAGCAACUCAGCCUGUCCGUCAAGACCUGCUGAGGAGCAUGGACAUGCACGACAAAGGUGUGACUACUGCUGCAGUGUGUGUAUACCCAUCCCGCGUGGCAGACGCUGUCAAAUCACUGAAAGCUGCCAAUUCAAGCCUACCUGUUGCCUCAGUUGCUACUGGUUUCCCAGCCGGCCAAACGCCUCUAAAGACCCGCCUGGAGGAGGUGCGCAUGGCGGUGGAGGACGGAGCCAUGGAGAUUGACAUUGUGAUCAACAGGACCCUGGCUCUCACAGGACAGUGGCAAGCUAUGUACGAUGAGAUUCGUCGGUUCAGGGCAGCCUGCGGGGAAGCUCACAUGAAGAGCAUCCUGGCCAUCGGAGAGCUGGGCACCUACACCAACGUCUACAAAGCCAGCCUGGUGGCCAUGAUGGCUGGAUCAGACUUCAUCAAGACCUCCACUGGGAAGGAGUCCGUCAAUGCUACGUACCCCGUUGCCAUAGUGAUGGUUAGGGCCAUCCGUGACUACUUCCUGCGCACAGGCCAUAAGGUGGGCUUCAAGCCAGCGGGGGGGAUCCGCACAGCGCAGGAGUCUCUGGUGUGGCUGACCCUGAUGAAGGAGGAGCUGGGGGACGAGUGGCUCAGCCCGCACCUCUUCCGCCUGGGGGCCAGCAGCCUGCUGGCAGACAUCGAGAGGCAGGUCUACCAUUACGUGACUGGACGUUAUGCAGCCUAUCACGAGCUGCCCAUGGCUUGAAACCGUCUCGGACAACAUGACAACAUCAACCUCAAACUCCUCAACCCAGCUUUCACUUUUCAGAUGACAAUGUUACACACACAGACACCUAAACUGAGGCUUCAGAAUUGCUACUACAGGGGUUGUGAAAGGAUAUUAUCUUGUUUUAUGAGAAUGUGACCAAAUUACGUGAAGGAAUGACAAUGGGUUGAAUACAUGCCUACAUGUAGUUUUAUUGUAAUAUUUCACUUAAUGUUCUGUGCCUUGGCAUGCUACACGUGAACCAGUGUAGCUUCAGUAUGUCAGUUGUCAUACAAUCAAAUGUGAAUGAGUAAGUCCUUUAUGACUAAUAAAAAAGCGAAUGACUAGAGAGAGAAGCGGAUGUAGGGUUGUUUAAAUAAUCAUAUAAUAUCAACAUAGAACAGUAUUCAACGAUACCCAAUUCACUUUUGUUUGAUUUGAGUAAUAUACGUACAAAAAUGUGUUAGGAGAGAUCCAGAUGUUGACAAAGGCUGAUAAAUAAAGACCCGAAUCAGUGAUGGUUAAUCUGUAUGCGUUCUAUUUAGGGACUUAUUUAAUGCAAAUAAUAACUUUUGUUAGGGU
Molecule: messenger RNA, 1660 nt
Organism: Osmerus eperlanus (European smelt)
Lineage: Eukaryota; Metazoa; Chordata; Actinopteri; Osmeriformes; Osmeridae
Gene: dera
Product: deoxyribose-phosphate aldolase (putative)
Exons: 9
Coding region: 122-1078 (318 amino acids)
Biological process (GO): carbohydrate catabolic process; deoxyribonucleotide catabolic process
Cellular component (GO): cytoplasm
Molecular function (GO): deoxyribose-phosphate aldolase activity
Source: RefSeq, a predicted model, not a curated record